This is a messenger RNA of Salvelinus fontinalis (brook trout), 5697 nucleotides long. RefSeq names its product smoothened homolog. NCBI's taxonomy places the organism in Eukaryota, Metazoa, Chordata, Actinopteri, Salmoniformes, Salmonidae. The transcript is spliced from 10 exons. Gene Ontology annotation, biological process: central nervous system development; commissural neuron axon guidance; positive regulation of smoothened signaling pathway. Gene Ontology annotation, molecular function: patched binding; transmembrane signaling receptor activity. The record is from RefSeq and is a predicted model, not a curated record. Bases 3778 to 5586 code for a protein of 602 amino acids. Gene Ontology annotation, cellular component: cilium; plasma membrane; dendrite.
AUUCUUGGUCGGAUUCUUCUGUUAUGCUGAUGGAGGACCCAAAAGCGACGUAAUAGAAACAGAGUCUUUAUUCCAGUCUUAGACAAAAACGAUACUCCUGAUAUAUCUAAGGUAAAAACAAAACAGGAAAACUGAAAUCCUCUCGUCAGUAGAGAUGAACGACUGGAGACGCGACCACUAGACACCUGCUCACAUGCAGCAUCUGAUGAAGGCAAAAACACGACAGGGCGGAACAAGGACACUGAACAGCAAACAUCAAACAAGAAUCCGACAAGGACUGAAGCGGAAAACAGAGCAAGAAAUAGGAACUCUAAUGAGGGCAAAAAUAGGGGACAGGUGUGAAAGAGUAAAUGAGGUCGUUAGGAGAAUGAGAAACAGCUGGGAGCAGGAACGGAACGAUAGAGAGAGAGCGGGAGAGGGAGAAAGGGAGGAGGAGAGAGAAGGAUAGAAAAGAGGGAAAGAACCUAAUAAGACCAGCAGAGGGAAGCACAGGGACAAGACAUGAUGAUCAAAAACAUGACAGUUACUGUAUAUUUAAGAGUCUCAUGACAUUCUUUCCCUGUAUUGUGCUCCCAGAUGGCUUGUUGUGACCUGUCAGUGGGUGGGUGAUGAGGACAUAGGGGUUGAGGUAGCGUGAGAGAAAAUGACACAUGGAUAUAGGCAUAAAUGGCUACUGAACUGCAACCUCUUUAUAAUCUUCAAUAGGACCAUUGUGACAACAGUUUACACAGCUCCAUGUUCUAUUACUGCAGCAAGUAGUAUCAAGUGAAAGCAGGGCUGUGUACGCUAUCCACAAAGACUAAAUGUGUGUUCUAUAGUCAAUCAGUUUAACAAAUGUAUUUUGUUUUAUUGUCUAAUCUGCAGUUUCACAGAUUGUACCAGCCAGUGUUGCAAUACUUAACAAAAGUGUAGUAUGGUCUUGCUACUGCCCACAAUACAACAUGUUGAAUUAGAAACACAGGGGAAAUUAUAAGUGAGUUGAGUGUAUUUAUAUUUUUAAAUGUUCAUGAUUUGAUUGCAAACACUAAAGUUCAUUCCAGGCUAGUUGGGGCUGAAAGUCUAAUAUAGCUGUGAACAGUCAGAUGUAAAACAUUAAAAUGGUUCUUCUCCACCCCGUUUGGCGAAUGAAAACCUGAGCUUAGAUGCAUUCCUGGCCUGAAAUCUGAUGUUCCUGGGCUUGGGAGCACACACAAUCCUGCAUGUGAAGCACUUCUACUCCAUACACCUUUCUGCUUUGUGCACAUGGCCCUGCAGUUGUUUUAACUAAUUGCAUGAACUAUAACAUUAUAGGCCUACAGGCCAGGUGUUCAUAAUGUCAGUGUUAAGGGGAAGUUAUUCAGAGGCAGGCAUUGAGACAUCAGUGUGUUCUGUAGGAAGGCUCAGGUUCAUUAACACACAGGACUUAGGCACAGUCCCUACUACUAAUAUGUAUUCCAGGGGACAUUCUGUUACACAGAAAAUUAUGAAAUGAGAUGUCACAUUGGCACUUUUCUCUCUGCUGUAAUAACUGACCUGUAGAUGUGAGUCUGUCUCUCUCUUCUGGUGCGUGCGCGCGCAGAGAAAGCAAGAGAGAUUUGGCCGGGCGCUCCAGUGAGGGGCCCACGGGCUCUGUGUGUGGUCCUGGUCUCUCCCUGACUCAUUCUCAGACAGCCAUGUUGCUGUGGGUUUUAAGGAGGCACAAUGCUUCACUCAGAGAAAACGAUGGGGGAACAUGGAGCCCCCCUCAUUCAUACAGCACAGGACAAAAACAAAACAUCCAGUGUCAUUUCAACCAGCAGGAGGUAGGCUGUUGGAGCAUUACAUCUAAUACACUGCCCCAUAAUGGUCAGGUUAGAGAGAGGCUUUUGAUCACAUCACAAGCAUGAAGAGGAUUGUUUGAGACUGUAUGGUGUUCUGUCUAUGUGAAUGAUGAAACAUUCAUUAAAUCUACAGCGUGGCUGUCCCAUUGGUUGAAAUAGACAGAAUCUUAAAUCUGACCAAUGUCAGUCACUUAUGGCUUAAUUUACAGUUAACUUAUAAUCAACCUCUGGAACUUUUCUUGGUCAGUUUGAGGGCUCAUUCGGUUGAAGAGCAGUGCUACCUUAACUGGGAGAGAGAAUCCACAUUUCCAUUAUGAGGGUCUCCUAGGAAACUGAAUUAAUAUGGACUGCAAGGAAAUAAACAAGACAAACUUUUUUUACACAUCCAAAAUGCCAUGAAGUUAUUAAUUGUUUCUAAUUCCACCAGGCCAUCCCAUUCCCCGACCAACACCCAUACAGUAGGCUGCAUACUCAUUUAGAAACUGCAAUUUAAGCAGAGAACAUUACAAUCUUGUCUGAUCUUUUAGAAUCAAAGUAGCCUAAGGAGUGGAUAAUUUACUUGUUUAUGUCCACGACAACAAACUUUCCCUGAGUGGCUACUGGCAUGCCACUGGCGGAUAAACUCGCAGUUACCAUUUUUGUGGUGGUGAAUGAACAGUCUUUGGAGUGGGCUGACAAAGAAAUAUAGCCUACUGUGUUCGCAUAAUCACUAAGAUUUAAAUUGUUUGGCAAAGUGAGGCUCUAGUUUAUUCACAGAUUUGAAGUACUUUUGUAAAGACUACUGAAAUGCUUGUUCACACCAACAUAACUGAUCAGUCUAUGAUUGCAAAUCUACUCAUUCUUAACAGCAACAAGUGCAAAUGUAGGAGGUAGGGUCAGAUGUAAGUAGUGGAGGACAGUAUGGGUCUUUUGAGAUCUUUCUUUACUUGUUUUUGGAAAUGAGCAAAGUGAGUGUCUUACUGGUACUCCAGUUAUGUAGCCAAGCUAUCAUUGCUCAUUGUGUAUAUAUUCCUUGUGUUACUAUUUUUUAAAUAUGAUUUGUUGUAUUUAUUGUAUUCUGCAGUGUUGGUAAGGGCCCAUAAGUAAGCGUUUCACUGUCUACACCUGUUGUUUACGAAGCCGGUGACAAUACCAUUUGAUUGUGAUUGAUUUGACAAAUGUGUUAUGUCAGAAAUAAAGGCUCUAAAUGAACGGACGAUUAAACAAACAAGCAUACGAAAUAAAGGUACACAUAUGGCUUUUCUACUGCAGUCUGUCCUAGCAGGAGAGAGAUUGUUUUUGGUAUUCCUAUAAGGCAUAGUCUUACCCAUGGAGAGGGGGAUGGGAUGAGAGCGUUUUGUUACUUUGGCUCUCCCCCACCAUGUGCAUACCAGAGGCAGAACAAAAUAGCAGACACGACUGCAAGCGAGAAAAACAAAGACCAAACUCCAUUAGACACAUCGCAGAAUUCUAUAGGAAUCCCCCAAAACGGCCUUUUUUGGGAUAGGCCUACACAGAUCAAAUGAAAAUAGUUUUUUCAGCAAAAUAGGGGAAAGUGGGAGCGCGAGGGGGAUGGAGCGCGUAGACUAGAGAUCAUGUUACAGUUUCAGACUUUUCACGGCCAGUUGUGGGGGAGGGUGGAUCUGUUACUUUGAUUUCUUUUUAAUAGGCAUAUCCAACAAAAACAGCGGAAGGAAUAGUUCCACUUGAUUUUAAUUCAAUAUCAUGCAUUUUUCGUUUUUUGGUGGCGAUCGGAUUGUGUGUAGGGAAUUCCAGUGAUAAAUUAAGGAUUAUACGACAACAUGCUAAAUGAAAAAGUUCGGGACUGCGUGAAAACUGUGAAAACGUUUCGUUUCAUUGUAUCAUAAUGUUACAUUCGCCAUCAAAUGAACAAGAGCACUUCGUGCUAUUUUUAUUAACGGUUACUUCUAAGAUUACUGGAAUACAAAGUAUAAUUUUUUAAUUCCUGGAAACAAAGUUGCACGGUUGAAUCUCCAAGAUGUCUUCCCAUGGCUGGAGUGCCAUUGUUGGUGUGUUGGGGAUGCUUUGCGUUUGGGCUGCCUCCUUUCAGGCUACUCAUGCGGUAACGGUACAGAGAAACGAAACAAUUUUCAAUGAUUUCUGCAAGAGAACUACAACAUGUGAAGUGCUGAAGUAUAAUACCUGUCUUGGGUCCCCACUACCGUACACGCACACGUCUCUUGUCUUGGCUGAAGACUCAAGUACCCAAGACGAAGCAUUUGAGAAGUUGGCCAUGUGGUCUGGUCUGAGGAACGCCCCUCGCUGCUGGGCGGUCAUCCAGCCCCUGCUGUGUGCCGUCUACAUGCCAAAGUGUGACAAUGGGCAGGUGGAGCUUCCCAGCCAGCACCUGUGCCAGGCUACGCGUCGCCCCUGCAGCAUCGUGGACCAGGAGAGGGGCUGGCCCAACUUCCUCAAGUGUGAGGAGACGGACAAGUACCCCAUGGGCUGCACGAACGAGGUGCAGAAGCUGAAGUUCAACACGUCGGGACACUGCGAAGCCCCCCUGGUGAAGACAGACGUUCAGGCCAGCUGGUACAAAGAUGUGGAGGGCUGCGGCAUCCAGUGCAACAACCCCCUGUUCACCGACGAGGAGCACUCGGACAUGCACGCCUACAUCGCUGUGUUCGGCACCGUCACCCUGCUCUGCACCUUUUUCACUCUGGCCACCUUUCUGGCGGACUGGAAGAAUUCAAACCGUUACCCCGCCGUCAUCCUCUUCUACAUCAAUACCUGUUUCUUCAUGGGUAGUAUCGGCUGGCUGGCUCAGUUCAUGGAUGGAGCUCGCAAAGAGAUCGUGUGUAAGAGUGACAACACCAUGCGUUUAGGGGAGCCCUCGUCUACCGAGACUCUGUCGUGUGUCAUCAUCUUCAGCCUCGUCUACUACUCCCUGAUGUCUGGGGUGAUCUGGUUCGUCAUGCUGACCUACGCCUGGCACACGUCCUUCAAGGCCCUGGGCACCACCCACCAGCCUCUCUCGGGCAAGACCUCAUACUUCCACAUGGUCACAUGGUCCGUCCCCUUCAUCCUCACUGUGGCUAUUCUAGCCACUGCUGAGGUGGACGGAGACUCUGUCAGUGGGAUCUGUUUCGUGGGCUAUAAGAACUACCGCUACCGUGCUGGCUUUGUGUUGGCUCCCAUUGGAGUUGUGCUUGUCAUUGGUGGCUAUUUCCUCAUACGAGGAGUCAUGACGUUGUUCUCCAUCAAGAGUAACCAUCCAGGUCUUCUGAGUGAGAAGGCAGCGAGCAAAAUCAACGAAACAAUGCUAAGACUUGGUAUAUUUGGGUUCCUGGCGUUUGGCUUUGUCUUAAUCACGUUUGGCUGCCACUUCUAUGACUUCUUCAACCAGGCUGAGUGGGAGAAGAGCUUCAGAGAAUAUGUGUUGUGCGAGGCCAAUGUGACGAUCGCUCAUCAGACCAACAAGCCGAUCCCAGAAUGUACUAUCAAGAACCGUCCCAGUCUACUGGUGGAAAAGAUUAAUCUGUUCUCCAUGUUCGGCACGGGCAUCGCCAUGAGCACCUGGGUGUGGACCAAGGCCACUAUCCUCAUCUGGAAACGCACCUGGUGCAAGGUUAUCGGCCGUAGCGACGAUGAGCCCAAGAGGAUAAAGAAGAGCAAGAUGAUAGCCAAGGCCUUCUCCAAGCGCAAGGAGCUCCACAAAGACCCGGAGAAGGAGCUGUCCUUCAGCAUGCACACUGUCUCCCAUGAUGGGCCAGUAGGUAAGUCCCCAAAGACCCGGAGAAGGAGCUGUCCUUCAGCAUGCACACUGUCUCCCAUGACGGGCCAGUAGGUAAGACCCCAAAGCCCCGGAGAAGGAGCUGUCCUUCAGUAUGCACACUGUCUCCCAUGACGGGCCAGUAGGUAAGUCCCCAAAGACCCAGAGAAGCAGCUGUCCUUCAGC